ACGAUGGUGCAAUUUUUAUCGAGUAGAGAAUGCCUCGGACCAAAUCAACCGACUGUCUUACUACGAUUUGCUUGAAAAAUAUUGCCAAGAACAUCGACAAAUAUUGGUUUGCUGAUGUGGACCGAGAUUUUGGAGAAAAUCCACAUUUUUUAUAUAUAGUUGGCCCGUUUGAGUGCCUGUCUGGUGAACAAAUACAGCAACUGAUUUACAUCUUAUCAUCAUUUAAACUAUUACGACGACAACAUCUUCACGUUCUUAUUUCCCAGAACUUAAGAUCAUUGGACCUCAGCCAGUCAGUCAUCAUUGCCAACAAUGGACUCAUCUUAAAAUCAAUUGGUUAUCGCUGUAAGAAAUUGACAGCGUUGAAUAUUUCAAAUUGUUCUUGGAUUCCUGCUGCUUCCAUUGCCGAUGUCAUCAGAAACUUGCCUUUAUUAAAACACCUCGGCCUACAACGAACAAAAUCAAAUGACCUUGUUAUGUCCGCUAUUGCCGAGUCUUGCAGUCAUCUGAUUAAUUUAGAAAUUUCAGCAUGCCAAAUCACCGACAAUGGUGCUCAAAGUUUAUGUGGUGGGAAAUUAGCAAACGGACCAAAAUGUAAAUCUUUAGUGAAACUGGACGUCAAAGCUACAAAAAUUGGAAUAAAUGGGGCUAUGAUGAUUAUCAAGACUUUUGAAAAAUUGCAGAUGUUUAAAUUUGCGGAUGUUGUCGAAGCUGUGAAACAGAUAGUCGAAAGUAACAAUAAUCAAACUAAAAAUGGUGAAAAUGCAUUAAAACUGUGUUAUUUGUCAGCUACCGGUGUAAAAUGUCGUGGAAUUAGCUCAGAGAGUAUCGUCAUGUCUGUCCUGUGUUGUCCGUUUGUAACAGACCUGACUCUUUAUCGGGGUGCAACGAACGAAAACGUGCAAUAUUUAUUAAAUUUAAAGUUUUUAAGAAAUUUAAAAAUUACCAGUGAUAAAGCUGGCGAUGUAACAUUUGAUGAUGGACUACUUCCUGUUUUAAAAUCCAAGGGAGAUAAUCUCAAAUAUUUAGGAUUAUAUGAUAUAGACGAUAUAGAUUUAUGUAAAUUAGGAUUUUAUUGUUCGAACUUAGAGCGUCUGAAGAUAUUUAUGCCGAUGUUUAAUCCUGUUAAAUUUAAUUCUUCCACAAACUAUAUAACUAACCCCAAAUCUGGUGCAUUUAGACAUUUAAAAGAAUUUAUGCUAGUGAUAGGAGAAGAUGACGCCAUUUUAAAGUCGUCUGAUCUUUAUUUUGUUUUAGAGAAUGCUUUGAAAUUGGAGAAGUUGCAUUUGAUUAAUACGCAGUGUUUAACGGAUAAUUUAUUAAAGAGAAUAUUAUUAUUAAAUCCUCUCGUCCACAUCGAUCAAAUAGAACUAGAGACAUGCCAUCAUAUUACUGAAGAUUCUGUCUGGCAGCUGAUAGCUUGCCAAAGUCCUUUAAAACAGUUAACCCUAACUGGCUGCCAUGAAAUAACUCGACAAAAUCUUGAUCAAUUCAAAAAAUUUAGCAAAGCACAAAAUCUAAAUUUGUCAAUAUAUGGGAAUAUAUUGUAACAUGAUUUAUAUAAACUGGCAUUAUGUAAGAGCUAAAUCUGUCUAUUGCAGGUCUUUCUUUUACCCUGAAAUGUUAUACAAACUAUUAAUUAGAAAUUUAUUAAAAUGAAAAGACCUUAAUCAACUCUUAAUCAAUUUUCACUGGAUUUGAAUCCGAGCUGCUGCUCGAAGCUCAUUGAUGAUUAAAUCUAAAAAUGGAUAAUCAAAACUAUCUUUUUUAUUGUACUCACAUUAGUAAUGAUGAUCAAGGCUAGGCCUAAAAUUCAAUUGCUAAUAUCUCAGUUCAGAGUGGAGCAAUUUGACUGAAACUUUCAGCAUGUUCCCUUUACAUUAUCUAGUUUUUAACUAUUAUAGUGAAAACUUCCAGCUCUUUAUCUAAUCUUCCAUAAUGCUCCUUUAAUUUGAGUAGAUUGAACUUAUUUAUUUUUCUCACACCUUUUAAAGAAUGGGGAGGGGAGGGGGAGGGGGGGACUAUUACAAUAGGUUUGUCAGCCUGUCUGUCAAACACAUCUUUUGUAACAAAAUGAGACUCUGUUUCUAAUUGAGGUACAAUGUUCAAAUUUUGUUCAGGAGUUUAUUAGGAGAAGGUCUUGCUUGAGUUUGAUGAUGAGCAUUUUCUGCUUAGGCUAUAUUAUAAGUGCAAAAUGCAAAAUUACCAAGUCUCUCUCUCUCUCUCUCUCCCCCUGGGGAGUUGGAUGGCCGAAUGGUUAGCACGUGCACGCGCUGUAUCGUAAGGCCUGUCAUCGAGUCAACUGGCGUGGUUUCGAAUCCCCGGUUGUACGUGACAAGGAGUAGAGUUGCCUGUCCAACCUCCUAGGUUUUCUCCGGGUCCCCCAGUCCUCCCACUGCUAAAGACCCCUGAUCCCUACGCGCAAGCGAAUUGAGUGAAAUAAAAUUAAAAACCACAUGUUAGUCCCGAAAUGACCUAGUCUGUCGGACAUUAAACUCUCUCUUCUCUUCUCUUCUUCCCCUCUCUCUCUCUCUCUCUCCCCUGUAUUGAAGCGAUUUAGUUGGCUUGUUUUAUUUAUAUACAAUAUCUGGUAGUAUAUUGAUUUUAAUUAUAUGCCAUAUAUAUACAAGCAUUUAACUUUUUGAAUUUUAUAUAUAUAAUAUAUUAUUUUAUAUGUACAUGUACAGAGGAAACUGGUUUUCUUUGAUGUAGAUCAAAAUAUAUUAUUGAAAUAUAUGACUGAAGAAGUUGUUUUGAUAUAAUCACAAUAAAGUGUUGAUCAGUUUGAUAUAAUGUGUCAUUUCAAUUUGUGGUGGGUUUGGCCAUAUCUGUUGACAGAUUAUUAAAAAUAUGAUAUAUUUUGAUAGUUACAAAAUCAUUUGUGCCAUACAUUUUGGUUGAUCAUUUCCCAGUUCUUUUCA
Patella vulgata (common limpet) is the source of this 2921-nucleotide messenger RNA. RefSeq lists its product as uncharacterized. Gene Ontology annotation, cellular component: SCF ubiquitin ligase complex. The transcript has 3 exons. Gene Ontology annotation, biological process: SCF-dependent proteasomal ubiquitin-dependent protein catabolic process. The record is from RefSeq and is a predicted model, not a curated record. Bases 30 to 1550 code for a protein of 506 amino acids. Gene Ontology annotation, molecular function: protein binding. NCBI's taxonomy places the organism in Eukaryota, Metazoa, Mollusca, Gastropoda, Patellidae.